Molecule: messenger RNA, 1122 nt
Organism: Xenopus laevis (African clawed frog)
Lineage: Eukaryota; Metazoa; Chordata; Amphibia; Anura; Pipidae
Gene: vamp3.S
Product: vesicle-associated membrane protein 3
Exons: 5
Coding region: 152-457 (101 amino acids)
Source: RefSeq, a predicted model, not a curated record
ACAGCUCUGCGCGUGACGUCAUCGUUCGCCGGACACGCCCGAAGUGUCACUUACCAAACUUAUCCCGGCAGCGGAGUUCUACGGAACUUUAACUAUAAGGGGAAGAAACGUCUUGCGGGGUCGGGUGUCCAGCAGUAUCUAACCAGGAAAAAUGUCUACUCCUGGACCUUCAGCCACAGGUGAUCCUGGAAAUCGGCGCCUGCAGCAGACUCAAGCACAAGUCAAUGAGGUGGUUGAUAUUAUGAGAGUUAAUGUGGACAAAGUCCUGGAGAGAGACCAGAAGUUGACUGAUCUUGAUGAUAGGGCAGAUGCAUUGCAAGCAGGCGCUUCCCAGUUUGAGACCAGUGCUGCGAAGCUUAAAAGAAAGUACUGGUGGAAAAACUGCAAGAUGUGGGCAAUAUUGAUAGCUGUAGUUGUGAUAAUAAUCAUCAUUAUCAUUGUGUGGAGCGUCUCCUAAUCCUUCGGGGAUACGGAUCCUAACUGAUGCCAAACCAGUUGCUGCAGCUUUUUUUUUUUUUUUUUUUUAAAUCUCUGAACCUGCUGUAUUCAAUAGUUUAUAUUCCAACUCAAGGAAAAAUGUUUAGAGUUAAUAUUUCUUGUUUAUAGAGUUAAGUGCCUUAGUGAAACAUAAAACACAACCUAUUAAUGCCAAACUAAUGGGCACAAUGUGUCUUUAAACAACAUUGAAUGUGAGUUUAUUUGCCCACUUAAAUACCUACUAUUCUUUUUAAUUGCUGUGCAGAGGAAGGCAUCAGAUUGUGCACUUCGCAAAUUGUCAAGGACUUUGCAACUUUAUGCAGUGGUUGUUGAACUAAAACUCCCAGCAGCAUGCUUCUGAAGCAACUGGAGCCUCUCAAGAUGCAAAUCUGUGAAAUCAGAAAUCAAAAAUCUAACAGUAAAAAUUAAUUAUUUAUCCUUUAAAUGGAGUGCCAAGAGAUGAAACCUUUCUUGGGUAUUUGUAGGAACAUAAAUAUUUAAAGGGAAAAUACAAUAAAAUCUAAGAACUUUGCUCCUUCUUAUAUUUCAGUUUUACAAACCAAUGUGAGCUUCUCUGUUGCUAGACUUUGUGGCUACCCUUAGUAAAAUAGAAAAUAUAGGCUAUUGUGCCAUUUCUAAAACGUA